AAAUUAAGUCAGAGUAUUUGAAGCGUUAGCAAAAUGUAUUUGCCUUAUACCCAGCUACCGGAUCCUACGGAUAAAUUUGAGAUUUAUGAAGAAAUCGCUCAGGGUGUUAAUGCCAAAGUGUUUCGGGCCAAAGAGCUGGACAAUGAUCGUAUAGUGGCUUUGAAAAUCCAACACUACGAUGAGGAACAUCAGGUGUCUAUAGAGGAGGAAUAUCAUACCCUAAGGGAUUAUUGCAAUAGUCCUAAUUUACUGGAGUUCUAUGGCGUUUAUAAAUUGGAAAAGGAUAAUGGACCAGAUGAAAUCUGGUUUGUACUAGAGUACUGUGGCGGUGGUACUGCUGUAGAUUUGGUUAAUAAAUUAAUCAAACUGGAUCGUCGUAUGCGUGAGGAGCAUAUUUCUUAUAUAAUACGCGAAACUUGUCGCGGAGCCAUUGAGCUUAAUCGCAAUCAUGUUUUGCAUCGCGAUAUCCGGGGCGAUAAUAUUUUAUUGACCCGCGAUGGCCGAGUUAAACUGUGUGACUUUGGUUUGUCUCGUCAAGUAGACUCAACAUUUGGUAAACGUGGCACUUGCAUUGGUUCUCCAUGCUGGAUGGCACCCGAAACUGUACAAGCCAUGGAAAGCAAAGAUCCAGAAAUUACUACUCGUGUCGAUGUUUGGGCCUUGGGUAUCACCACCAUUGAAUUGGCCGAUGGCAAACCUCCAUUUGCCGAUAUGCAUCCAUCGCGUGCAUUGUUUCAGAUUGUACGCAAUCCUCCACCAACAUUAUUUAAGCCUUCGAAUUGGUCACAGCAAAUGAACGAUUUCAUUGCCGAAUGUUUGGAAAAGAAUCAGGAGAAUAGACCCAUGAUGGUAGAGAUGGUGGAACAUCCAUUUUUGACGGAACUCUUCGAAAACGAUGAAGAGAUGCAAACUGAUAUACGGGAACUUAUUGCCCUCUCCCGUGACGCUGGCGACUUGUAUAAGGAACCGGAAAUAUUUGUCGAUACCGGCUACAUUAAACGUUUCGAAGGCAAACCGGAACGCAUGCAUCAGGAAGAUUUGGCCGCCAUAGAAAAUCCCGUGGAGGAUAAUAUUUUAGAAAAUCUACGCAUUCGUCUGGAAAUGGGACAAUCUUAUUCAUUUAUUGGUGACAUUUUGCUAGCCAUUAACUCGAAUGAUCUGGAAAAUGAUUUUCCCAUGGAAUUUCAUCAGAAAUACAAUUGCAAAUCGCGCUCAGAAAAUUUGCCGCAUAUUUUCGCCGUGGCCGAUGUGGCCUAUCAGGAUAUGUUGCAUCAUAAGGAGCCGCAACAUGUGGUAUUUUCGGGAGAAAGUUAUUCGGGUAAAUCGACCAAUGUUAAACUGAUGAUUAAGCACUUGUGCUAUUUGGGUGCCGGCAAUAGAGGAGCCACAGAUCGUGUGGAGAAUUCCAUUAAGGCCAUUAUGAUGCUGAUCAAUGCGGGAACACCCAUUAACAAUGAUUCAACACGCUGUGUGCUGCAGUACUUUUUAACGUUUGGCAAAACUGGCAAGAUGUCGGGAGCGGUAUUCAAUAUGUACAUGCUGGAAAAGCUAAGAGUUUCUACCAUGGAUGGAAACCAACAUAAUUUCCAUAUAUUCUAUUUCUUUUACGACUACAUGAAUGCCGAGGGCUUAUUGAAGGAGUACAGUUUAAAGCCAGAACGUGGUUAUCGCUAUUUGCGCAUACCACCCGAUGUACCACCUACCAAACUCAAAUAUCAUCGCGAUGAUCCCCAGGGUAAUGUUGAACAUUACCGGCAAUUUGAGACAAUACUCAAGGAACUCGAUUUUAAUUAUAAACAAUUGGAAACGAUACGUAAAGCGAUGGCUGCCAUUUUGAAUAUCGGCAACAUACGAUUCCGCCAGUCGGGCCGUUAUGCCGAAGUAGAUAAUACCGAAGUUGUGACACGUAUUGCUGAAUUGUUGAGAGUAGAUGAAAAGAAAUUCAUGUGGUCCCUGACCAACUUCAUAAUGGUCAAGGGAGGCAUAGCGGAAAGACGUCAGUAUACCACAGAAGAGGCAAGAGAUGCCCGUGAUGCAGUGGCCUCCACAAUUUACUCUAGAUUGGUGGACUGGAUCAUCAAUAAGAUCAACAUGAAUAUGGCAUUUCCCAGAGCUGUCUUUGGUGACCAGAAUACCAUUGUCAUACAUGACAUGUUUGGUUUUGAAUGUUUCAAUCGCAAUGGUUUGGAGCAAUUGAUGAUCAAUACUUUGAAUGAACAACUGCAGUAUCAUUAUAAUCAGCGUAUAUUUGUCAAUGAAAUGUUGGAAAUGGAAGCGGAAGAUAUACAAACGGUCAAUCUGAAUUUCUAUGACAACAAAGUGGCCUUGGAUAAUCUGCUAACAAAACCCGAUGGCCUGUUCUAUAUCAUUGAUGAUGCCUCACGCAUUAGUCAAGAUCAAGACUUAAUAAUGGAUCGCGUUGUUGAGAAACACAGUCAAUUUAUUAAGAAACACACAGCCACUGAAAUUUCGGUGGCUCAUUACACGGGACGCAUUAUUUACGAUACACGUGCCUUUACCGAUAUUAAUCGCGAUUUUGUGCCACCCGAAAUGAUUGAGGCUUUUAGGUCGUCGUGUGAUGAGAAUAUCAUGAUCAUGUUUACGAAUCAAUUAACUAAAGCGGGUAAUUUAACCAUGAAUUUCGAGGUCCAACACAAGGCCGAAGAUAAUAAAAAAACAGCUUAUGUGAGUAAAAAUUUAAAUUUAAAAUUCAGCAAUUGAUUUUUAAACAUUUUCAAAUCCAUUUACCUUUUUCUUUAGAUUCUCAAUCACCUAACGAACGGUGUCAUAUCACAAGUUAAUAAUCUACGUACUUUGGCUGCCAAUUUCCGUUACACUUGCUUGACCAUGCUCAAAAUUUUAAGCCAAAGCACCAAUGUGGGCGUCCAUUUUGUACGUUGCAUUCGUGCCGACUUGGAAUAUAAACCCCGAAAUUUCCAUUUGGAUAUGGUGCAGCAACAAAUGAAGGCAUUGGGCGUAUUGGAUACCGUUAUUGGUCGUCAACAGGGCUAUUCAUGUCGUUUAACAUUUGAGGAAUUUCUUAAGAGAUAUCAAUUUUUGGCUUUCGAUUUUGAUGAAACUGUCGAUAUAACUUCAGAGAAUUGCCGUUUGCUAUUGAUUCGUUUGAAAAUGGAAGGCUGGGCUAUUGGUAAAUCGAAAGUGUUUUUGCGCUACUACAAUGAUGAAUUUUUGGCCAGAUUAUACGAAAUCCAAGUAAAGAAAGUCAUUAAGGUUCAAUCAAUGAUCAGAGCUCUGUUGGCACGCAAACGUAUGAAGGGUGGUAGCAGUGCAGCUAAAGGCAAAACUGUAGGACAUCAAGAUGUAGCAGCUGCUAAAAUACAAAAAGCUUACCGUGGUUUUCGUGAACGCCAACGCUAUGCUCCUUUGGUGAAUGAAAAGAAUGGCCAAAUCAAUCAAGAGACUGCAGAAUUUAUACGUCAUUAUGUGCGUAAAUGGCGUGAGAAAUCAUUGUUCCAAGUUCUUUUGCACUAUAGAGCUGUAAAAUUUCAAGAUUUUGUUAAUUUAUGCCAACAAGUUCACAUUUACAAUCAGCGUGUUGUGGCUGGUCUUAAUAAAUGUACACGUACCGUACCUUAUGAUCGCAUUAAUACCAGAGAAGUCAAUUCCUCACAACUGGGACCCAUGCCGGUGGCCGUACGUAAAUUGCCCAUGCGUUUAGAUCAAAUACCAUUCUAUGAUACCCAGUAUAUGGUGGAUCCGGCCAAUUCGAUGACAAGACAAACAUAUACAUCAACCGUAACAACGAUGGAUGAUGAUGAACCCUGGGAUAGUCCAUUGCAAAGAAAUCCCUCAACGACAUCAUGUCUAUUGACUUAUAAUGCUUAUAAAAAGGAACAGGCCUGUCAAACUAACUGGGAUCGCAUGGGAGAGAGUGAUGUAAUCUAUAAUCAGAAUUUCUAUCGUGAUCCUAAUAUAAUGAGGAGAAAUCAAAUGCAGAUGCAAAUGAAUGCCUACAACAGCUACAGCAACUACAAUAAUGCAUACCCUCCACCCUGGCAAGGCAAUCGCAAUAGCUCUAGGCGUAAUAGUUUGAAAAAUUAUCCUGCACCACCGCCUCCACCUAUGCCGCCCAUGCAACAGAACAUGUAUAACAGGCAGCCAAUGAAUCAGCCACAACAGAACAUGCGUAAUUCGUAUCCACCGGCUCAAAAUCCUGUUAAUGAGUUACAAAAUCUAAUAGGCCGCCGUGAUUAUAAUGAGGAUAAUUCUGAAGAACCACCAUUCAAUUUUAAGGCCAUGCUACGCAAAACCAAUUAUAAUAGACCUGAAAACAAUUCCACAACCUAUGAAUUCAAUCAGAACAAUCAAUCGUUUCAGCCGCCAAAACUACGACCCACCGGUAGACGCUUUGAGGAGAGUAAUGCGCCACAAUACGGAGCUGCUAAUAAGUUUGGUCAACGUAAUAUGGAAACGCAGUCUUCGAACCAGCAGUCUAGCAGUUAUUCAAAUGAUUACAGCAAUGACAGAUCAACCGAAGAGGCUGGUGGCAACAAUGACGAAGAAGAAUAUGAAAUUUAAAUUUUGUAAAAUUUUUCUUGUUUUUGCCAUGCAGAAAUCAUAAAAUAUUAUACGAUUAUAUUAUAAUGGUUUAUAUAUUUUUAUAAUGAUGAUGAUGAUAAUGAUGAUACUGAUACUUGGUUUGGAAUUCUUCUAAUAAAAGCAAA
This is a messenger RNA of Calliphora vicina (urban bluebottle blowfly), 4685 nucleotides long. RefSeq names its product STKc_myosinIII_N_like and MYSc_Myo21 domain-containing protein ninaC (gene ninaC). The record is from RefSeq and is a predicted model, not a curated record. Gene Ontology annotation, cellular component: myosin complex. Gene Ontology annotation, molecular function: protein binding; protein tyrosine kinase activity; ATP binding. Lineage: Eukaryota; Metazoa; Arthropoda; Insecta; Diptera; Calliphoridae. The transcript has 16 exons. Gene Ontology annotation, biological process: peptidyl-serine phosphorylation; regulation of actin filament length.